UAAUUAUAGUUAUCUAGUUUCCUACUCCCUCAAUUCCAUAAUUCUUGUCGUGGGUUUAGUUCAAAUUUGGACUGAAACCAUGACAAGAAUUAUGAAACGGGGGGAGUAAAUAUUUGCAAUAUCUAACUUGUUGUAUUAGUAUGAUUUCAUGUUCGUUUCUUUUGCAGCUUCGCCAUCCUAAGAUUUUUUUCAAGCUCGGGCACUGCAUAUGGUCUAGGUCAACCCUCCUGUCUUUAUCUAUUAGUCUCGUUGAUUUCAGACUUUGACACCCUACAUUCAUGUUUUCUCCUUCCAAGCGUGUUUGACACUCUCCUGUCUUUAUCUAUCAGUAGUCUCAUAAAUUUCAGACUUUGAGACCCUCCAUUCAUUUCCCCCCUUCCUAAGAGAUAAUAAGAGCACGGUUUCUGUUGGAAGGACAGAAAAUUCCGGCGAGUGUUUGUCUAUCCAAUCCCAAGCUGAUAUGCGUGCUACAUUAUCCACUCACUGCAGUGGAAUUGCUCCGAACAGCAAUACACCUCAGCUAUAUCUGUGUGCUAUUUUCUUCCCUAGACACAAAAGGUGUAAGGAGACAGCACAAUGAAUGUGCACCAUAUUCCCAUCUUCUUCCUCCUACUCUUGAGUUCGUUCUGCAAAUCCGAUGAUCAGCUCACACGGGCAAAACCGCUCACCCACGGCGACACACUCAUCUCCAAGAGCGGGAACUUUGCUCUCGGCUUCUUCUCCACAACCAGCUCCAACAAGAGUUUUUACCUUGGCAUAUGGUACCACAGCAUCCCUGGCCCACGCACCGUUGUGUGGGUCGCCAAUCGAGACAACGCAAUCACCACCCCUUCAUCUACGAUGCUCUCCAUCACCACCAGUUCUGAUCUGGUGUUGUCUGACUCCAAAGGCCACGCUAUUUGGAGGGCUACAAGCAGUAUCACCACAGGAGGGGCGGAAGCUUACGCUUUGCUACUCAACUCAGGGAAUUUCGUCCUCCGAUUGCCAAACUCCACGGACGCCCAUGCCGUCGAGCGGCUCAUUGCUUGGAAGGGUCCGGACCAAAGUUCUCUGGGGAUUUUCUCAUGCGGUGGCGACCCUAGCUCGCCGACCCUUCAGAGGCUAAUAUGGCAUGGGACCACGCCAUAUUCUCGCAGCAAUUUGGUUAAUGGCGUGUCGGUGUCCGGCGGCACAUACCUCAGCAACGCCAGCUCCAUUGUGUAUGAAACAAACAUCAAGCUGGGCGAUGAGUUCUACUAUAUGUUCACUGUCUCUGAUGUCCUGUUUGAGAGGCCCAAAGCUGCUUGCGACGUCUAUGCCUCAUGUGGCCCAUUCAGCUAUUGCGACCUCACUAGUACUGUCCCGGCAUGCAAAUGCUUCGAUGGGUUUGAGCCUGACAGUCUUAACUUUUCAAGCGGUUGUCGGCGAACAGAGGACCUGAAUUGUGGCAAGCAAAGUCAGUUCAUAACUUUGUCUGGGAUGAAGGUCCCUGACAAGUUCUUACAUUUAAAGAACAGAAGCUUCGAUGAGUGUGCCGCCGAGUGCAGCAACAACUGCUCAUGUACGGCGUAUGCUUACGCCAAUUUGAGCAGUGGUGGUGCUAACGAUGACCCGACAAGGUGCUUGGUUUGGACAAGGGAGCUUAUCGACACAGGAAAGUCGACUAACUCUGGCGAGAACCUGUACCUUCGCCUUGCUGAGUCUCCUGUUGACAACAGCAGUCCACUAAAGGUUUUACUCCCGAUUAUAGCAUUACUGUUGUUGCUGACAUGCAUUGUCCUCAUCUGGACUUACAAAUUCAGAGGCAAAAGUACAGAAUUUCCAUUUAUUAGCUACAAAGAGAUCCUUUCAGCAACAAAUUUCUUCGCUGAUUCAAACUUGCUUGGACGGGGAGAUUUUGGCAAAGUUUACAAGGGCACAAUGGAAGGUGGAUAUGAGGUUGCUGUGAAAAGGCUUAGUCAGGGUUCUGGUCAAGGUAUUGUGGAGUUCAAAAAUGAAGUAGUUCUAAUUGCGAAACUGCAGCACAAAAACCUAGUCAGACUUCAUGGGUGUUGCAUUCAGGAAGAUGAGAAGUUACUGAUCUAUGAAUACUUACCUAACAAAAGUUUGGAUGCCUUCCUUUUUGAUUUUGGUAUGGCACGAAUAUUUGGUGCAAACCAGAAUCAUGCAAACACUACUAGGGUUGUCGGGACAUAUGGUUACAUGUCACCUGAAUAUGCGAUGGGAGGUGCAUUUUCUGUUAAAACAGACACAUAUAGCUUUGGUGUUCUUCUCUUGGAGAUUGUUAGUGGCCUGAAGAUCAGUUCACUUGAGCUCAAAACAAAUUUUUGCAGCCUUAUAUGUCAGGCGUGGAGACUAUGGGAAGUUGGAGAAGCAACUGAACUAGUGGACUCUUCUAUUGUCGUUAAUUGCUCACUUCAUGAAGUUCUACGGUGUGUUCAUAUCGGACUCUUGUGUGUUCAAGACCAUCCCAACGAUAGGCCACUAAUGUCAUCGGUUAUGCUUAUGCUGGAGAAUGGAAACACGCUUCUUCCAACUCCAAAGCAACCCGCCUAUUUUGCUCUAAGUAAUCGUGAAGGUCAAGAAGCAACAGAUAACAUGGAGAACUCUAUAAAUGCAAUUAGCAUCACAGCCUUGGAGGGUCGUUAA
This is a messenger RNA of Triticum dicoccoides, 2628 nucleotides long. RefSeq names its product G-type lectin S-receptor-like serine/threonine-protein kinase At1g11330. Gene Ontology annotation, molecular function: ATP binding; protein serine/threonine kinase activity. The record is from RefSeq and is a predicted model, not a curated record. The coding region runs from base 577 to 2628 and encodes 683 amino acids. Gene Ontology annotation, cellular component: plasma membrane. NCBI's taxonomy places the organism in Eukaryota, Viridiplantae, Streptophyta, Magnoliopsida, Poales, Poaceae. Gene Ontology annotation, biological process: protein phosphorylation; recognition of pollen. The transcript is spliced from 10 exons.